Molecule: messenger RNA, 2042 nt
Organism: Elaeis guineensis (African oil palm)
Lineage: Eukaryota; Viridiplantae; Streptophyta; Magnoliopsida; Arecales; Arecaceae
Molecular function (GO): protein binding
Source: RefSeq, a predicted model, not a curated record
GGCCUUCUUCCUCCUUUCAUUUCCCUUUUCUCGUAGGGACCGUUCCCUACCCAGCCGAAAAAAUAUCAAAAAUUCGAAGAAUUCCACAUCUCCAUUCCUCCUCUCCACCCUCUUCUCCAGUUUCCUCUUCUCUCCUUCAUUUUUUUCCAUAGAAGAAGAAAGAUGCCGACACCGUCUCCGGCGUCCCUAGGGUUCUCGGCUGCCUCCGUGCCCCUACUUUCCGCCAUCGUCGGCGGCGUCCUCGCCCUCCUCCUCUUCGCCGACUACUUCCGCCGGAAGCGGGCCGAAGUCGCCAUGAUCGCUCCCGCCGCCGUCCCCGACCGGAGCGCUGCCGAUCAUAAGGCCCCCAAGCCCGCCCCCUCCGCCGCCAAGAAGUCUCAUCCGAGAUCCCACUCCCACCACACCGACAAGGACCAGAACAAGAAACACCACGCUCUCGAUGUUAACACCCUGAAGGGCCAUGGGGAUGCGGUUACUGCCCUCUGCUUUUCCUCUGAUGGCCGCAAUUUGGCAACUGCUUGUGCCGAUGGAGUUGUCAGAGUAUUCAGGAUUGAUGAUGCUUCCAGUAAAAGCUUCAAGCUGCUGAGGAUAAACUUGCCGGCAGGGGCCCACCCGACGGCAAUUGCCUUUUCCGAGGAGGCUUCAUCGGUGGUAGUGGCAGCUCAGCUCCUCUCUGGUGCCUCUCUCUACAUGUAUGGAGAUGUAUUUGCCAAACCUAAUGGUGAGAGCAAGCAGCAGGCCAAGCUUCCCCUCCCUGAGAUCAAGUGGGAGCAUCAGAAGAUCCAUCACAAGAGCUCUGUGUUGACCCUGGUAGGGGUUUGUGCAACAUAUGGAAGCGGGGAUGGGAGUACAAUCCUUGCUUCAUGCUCAGAAGGGACUGAUAUUAAACUUUGGCAUGGUAAAAGUGGGAAAGACUUGGGAACUGUUGACACAAAUCAGUUGAAAAACAACAUGGCUACUAUAUCACCAAAUGGACGUUUCCUGGCUGCUGCAGCCUUUACUGCAGAUGUGAAGGUUUGGGAGAUCAUCUAUUCCAAGGAUGGUUCAGUGAAGGAGAUUGUGAAAGUUAUGCAACUCAAGGGUCAUAAGAGCGCGGUAACUUGGUUGUGUUUCACUCCAAAUUCAGAGCAGAUAAUUACCGCAUCAAAGGAUGGUUCCUUACGAAUAUGGAAUAUCAAUGUUCGAUAUCAUCUUGAUGAGGACCCGAAAACCCUAAAAGUGUUUGCAAUUCCACUUCAUGAUGCCAAAGGAUCUGUUUCACAUUAUGACCGCAUUAGCAUCUCUCCCAACGGAAAAAUUCUGGCAGUCACUAGUGGCUCAACAUUGCAAUGGUUAUGUGCUGAAACAGGGAGGGUUUUGGAUACGGCUGUUAAAGCACAUGAAGGUGACAUCACAGGCAUUGCUUGGGCUCCUCAAUUGAUUCCUAUGGGUGGUGGACCCACUAUGGGUUUAGCCACAGCCGGUGCUGACAAAAAAGUGAAACUGUGGUUGGCUCCAGAGCACCACUCUUCAUGACUGAUGCACCAUAGUCAGCUUCUGCAGAGAUGUUUGAUCAGUUUUACUGUGGAGAGUAUCAAAGUGCAUCACAAAUCUAACCUGGAUCCCCCUGCUUUUAUAGUUUUUAUGUUCUGACAAGCAGUACCACAGCCAAGUUACAAUAGAGAUACAUUGUCCAAAUCCCAAAAUUUGUUCACCUGCAGAUCAAUUCAAUUUGGGUAGUAGCUGGACAUACGGUUCUCAAGUUUGGGUUCACAGAUUGGUAACAAUGUUUUUGUCUGAUAUCUAAUGCGAUAGAAUAUCCGGUAGUUUCUAUGUUGAACUACAAACAACUGAUUUCCCCCCUUUUUCCUCCUAGUUUUCCUUCCAUUCAAGUUUGCGCUCAAAUAAGGAGGAUGUGGCUCCAGAGAGGAACUAUAAUUAGUAUGUGAGAUUUAAUUUUUUCAACAAGUUCUAGGAAAUUCUCUCUUUUUUCCUUUGAUAUAUUAUUAUGAGACGGAGAACAACUUGAGGGUAUUAGCAAGGACUUGGGUGGAUUCUCAUUG